UGCGCAACCUGAUUUGAGCUAUAAAAGGGCAGCAGAGCCGAUCCUUGCUGCUCAAGCUGUAGUGAAGCAGAAAGAGUCGCGAAACAAAAAGUUGUAUUUCAGUUUUGACAAGAUGGGGAAUGGGUGUUCGAGAACAUCAGAUCAUGAUCAUCAAGGCUCGACAACAAUCCUUAGCAUUGAUGGGGGAGGAGUGAGAGGCAUCAUUCCUAGCAUAGUCCUUGCAGCUCUUGAAGCUAAGCUUCAGAAGUUGGAUGUGGAAAACAAGGAUGCGAGGAUUGCAGAUUAUUUUGACUUUAUUGCUGGGACAAGCACAGGUGGUCUUAUGACUGCCAUGCUUACUACUCCGAAUGCAGAAAAACGACCUUCGUUUGCAGCAAAAGAUAUUGUCAAGUUUUAUCUGGAGAAGAGCCCACUCAUAUUUCCUCAAACCACCAAACAGUCACUUGAAGACGACCACCUUUUCAAUAAUGAAGCUGCGAUCAACUCUUUAUUCCAUGAAGCAAAAAAGCACGUCCAGCAAUGUUACCACACGAUGUGUCAUGAAAUUAUAGAUCAUCUGAUAGCUACACUGCGGUAUCUUUCAGCGUGCACAUGGCUUCCUAACUUCUUGCGUGAGAGACUUGGAAAGACUCUACUGUUUCCAAAGUAUGAUGGUGUCAAACUACAUGAGGUAAUUAACGAAGAAAUGGGACAGAAACUUCUCAGUGAUGCGCUAACUAACGUGAUAAUCCCCACUUUCGACAUCAAGCUUUUUCAGCCAAUCAUAUUCUCCAGCUUAGAGGCACAACGUGAUAAGUCAACGGAUGCUCGAAUAGCAGACGUUUGCAUUGGCACGUCAGCUGUGCCAUCUUACUUCCCUCCAUAUUUUUUUAAAACAACCGUUGAUUUCAACUUAGCUGAUGGCGGUCUGGCAGCCAACAAUCCUUCAUUGAUAGCCGUGUGUGAGGUGAUGAAAGAACAAAAGACGGAUCGUCGUAAGCCUCUUAUUCUUUCACUUGGAACUGGUGCAACAAAUCAAAGUGACAGGUAUGAGGUUGGACCAGAUCCCAGAGAAUGGGGCAUCUUAAGAUGGCUUUGGUAUAGCGAGAACAACGGCAGCCCAUUGAUAGAAAUCUUGACAACUGCAUCGGAUGAGAUGAUUUCCACGUAUAUAUCCUCAUUCUUUCAAUAUUGUGGUUGGGAAGAUGACUAUUAUCGGCUUCAGGCUGAGAUGAAACUCUCUGACGCCAAGAUGGACGAUGCAAGCCAAUCAAAUUUGAAAAAUCUUGUGAAGAUCGGUGAAGAUCUUGCAGCAAAGCACGAUGCCGAACUUGAAGCCCUUGCGCAAAAAUUGAUUGAGAACCGGAAAGCUCGCAAUAUGGCAAGCAUGGCUGUUUGAUGAUUUGUUAAGUACACAAAUGUUUCUCCUUUGAAGAAACUAUGAUAUCUACUCAUUUUUAUAGCAUAUGUUUUGAUGAUUUGUAAAAUAAUUGGAGGCCUGCAAUAACGUUAGUGCUGGGGUCAACAUGAUGUUGAGGGUAUCAUUGCAAGACAUUAGACAUCUAUUGUGUGUUUCUUCUUUUGUGAGUUUGUGUCGAGCGAUGAGUUUCGUGUUCGAGUUGUGUCAAAGUUCGAGUUUCAUGAUUCUUUUAAUUAAAUCUUUGAGAUUUUAAAAUUAA
Molecule: messenger RNA, 1658 nt
Organism: Populus nigra (black poplar)
Lineage: Eukaryota; Viridiplantae; Streptophyta; Magnoliopsida; Malpighiales; Salicaceae
Product: patatin-like protein 2
Exons: 8
Coding region: 113-1378 (421 amino acids)
Biological process (GO): lipid metabolic process
Molecular function (GO): monoacylglycerol lipase activity; glycerophospholipase activity
Source: RefSeq, a predicted model, not a curated record